Gambusia affinis (western mosquitofish) is the source of this 1912-nucleotide messenger RNA. RefSeq lists its product as uncharacterized. The coding region runs from base 164 to 1894 and encodes 576 amino acids. The record is from RefSeq and is a predicted model, not a curated record. NCBI's taxonomy places the organism in Eukaryota, Metazoa, Chordata, Actinopteri, Cyprinodontiformes, Poeciliidae. The transcript has 2 exons.
UCCUUCAACCAGUGUUACUAACGUCGCUGUCUUGCUGUAAAUUAAUCUUCUGUCUCGGUUGUUUUUGUAAGAAUUUCAGACCCAGAGAUUCUCGGGGAUCAACAGAAUAAUAAUAAUAAUUUCAUAGCCCGAAGAAAUCUUGGUUUAGUCUUCUAGCAAAAAAAUGGAUGUCAAGCUCGAGGAACUGUUUAAGAGCGUCUCGGAGAAGCAAUGGAGGAAGUUUUUGUCAAGCGAUACUAAAAAACAAAGAGCAUGGUUACGGAAACAUUUACUUGUCUGUGCGACAGAUCUUUUUUCCGCUUUGGUCUUGAACAAAGUACAGUGGAGGUCUAUCACACUCAAGGUUGUCAAAGCCAUUGUGGGUAACAGACUCUCCGAAGCUCUCGCAAAGUUCCUGGACAUCCCAGAGAUGGUGGACUCAAAAGCCGUUAAAAUGUUGGAGAAACUAGUUGUCAAAGAAGUGAUCAAAAGGAUCCAACCCUCCACUGACACAGUCAAUGUGAAGAAAGGCUCCUUUGUCAAGAGAAGCAUUCAUAGACUAUUUUAUAGGAUUGAUCAAAUUGACCAGCAGCGACCUAAAAUAUCUGGCUUGAUAAAACCAAUCAUUAAAGUAACUGGGAAACAUGGGGUUUUUAAAAAGUACCGUGGGGGAAGCUCCUGGUUCAAAAAGGGUAUCCCCGAGUUACCAACCAUUGUCGAAGUCUCUCAGAAGGAGGAAAUGUUGGCUGAACUCAGCUAUUUUGGAUACACCAUUCAGGGAGACACAAAGGAAUUUGCAAAGAUGUUAACUGAUAGUGGAAAAGCCCACUAUUAUGAGAGAUCACUGUUAUCAAAUGAGUUUGACUUCCAAGAACAGCUAUCCCACGGAGGAGACCAAAUAUUUGAGAGUUCCUGUGAACACAACAGUUUUAACAGUGAGAACGAUCAGGCUUGUGGUCAAUCACAAUUUACCACAGCUGAGAAGAAAAGCACGCAAGACCUCAGUUCAGAGAAUCAACCCAGUAAAGCAUAUGUGAGCCAGAUUAUUGGGCUGGUUCUGUGUCAGGCCCUGGAAUCAUCAGAUAAGAUAUGCCACUCUGACGUCUUCCAGGACAUCUUCAAAUGGACCCUUGAGAAAGUCUGGGAUCAGGUUCAGGGGAAAGAAAUACAAUUUCGCUCAAGAGUAAGAAAGAAAUACAUCAAAAGAAUCUUCUUGAGGCUUUGUAACGCAAUAUUCUGCACUGAUAAAGACGCCUUGUGUUUACUAGUCAUGAAAAUCCCAGAGUUUGAAGAGACAAUUGUGUCCUGUUUUGAGAAAUACCUGUUAAAGAGAGUUAGCAAGGUGGAAAGAUGUCAUGACUUUUUAAGUGACCUUUAUAGAAAAAUAAAAUGUUGGUCGCGUGCUGAUUUGGUAGAGUCAUCCAAUAUGGAAAGUAUAGUGAUAGACGGAGAGGACUUUCAAAUAAAUUUUCUCCAGGGGAAAAGUAAAGCAGCAAUAACUAGAAGUUCCACAGACAUCCCAGAGAUCACUGCUUGUUCUAGAGCUACAGGCAGAUCCGAGAAACACCCUGAAGAGACACCAGGAGCAGAAAACGAGAUAAAAAUGGCCCUACAGACUCUCGUCAAAGUUCUGGUGAGCAAAAUGAUUGAAGAAUCAGCUUGUAGCUUCCAGGCUAAACAUGUUGAUGAGUUCUGUGACAUGAUGUCCCAGGAAAUUUGGAAUGACGUUCAGGACAAAGAUGUCAAGUUGUCCUUGGGAAGGAUUGAGGAGCUCAGCCAAGCAAUUUUCAGGGACAUUUUUGAAAAGAGUGCAGGUCAAAGCAUGAACCUGGGAGAAUUGGAUAAACCGCUGACAAGUUUUUUCAGGUCCUGUGUGAUAGAAGAUCUGAAGAGGCCAGUGGAGACAUCUACUUGACACACAGCAACAGUUGCA